AGAAACCUAUAUCAGUUUUCGUCAGUCAGUCUCAAGACAACGACACAGACCUACUUGUCAAAAUGUUCAAAUUGGUGGUGUUGUUUGCUCUCGUAGCCCUUACCGUUGCUAAACCCAGUGGUGUGUACCUAGAAAGCCCAUUAGUCGAGACGUACAGUUUACCAGUAGUUUCUUCCGGCGUCAGUCACACAUACAGGAAAGAUGUCAUUAGUGAACCUGCCGUAGUAGCCUACUCUGCUCCUGCUGUAGUCUCCGCCCCCGUCGUUCAAGAAGUUGUAGCUCCAGUAGUAACCAAAGUAGCUUCCCCAGUUCUAGCAGUUCCUUCAGCUGUCAGCCACACCUACAGAAAGGAUGUCAUCAGUGAACCCGUCGUUGCUGUCCACUCUGCUCCAACUGUAGUAGCUUCCCCAGUUGUUGAACAGGUUGUAGCUAAAGUAGCUGUACCAUCUGCAGUUAGCCACACCUACAGAAAGGAUGUCAUCAGCGAACCCGUCGUUGCCGUUCACUCUGCUCCCGCUGUAGUUGCCUCUCCAGUUGUUGAACAAGUAGUAGCUAAAGUAGCUGUACCAUCUGCAGUUAGCCACAGCUACAGAAAAGAUGUCAUCAGUGAACCCGUUGUGGCUGUACACUCCGCUCCAGUAGUGGCUGAAGUUGCUUCCCCUGUGGUUGCUGCCCAUUACUCAGCUCCCGUUGCCUUAUCUUCCGCUGUAAGCCACAGUUACAGAAGUGAUCUCCACCAGCCCAUUGUUGCCUCUUACUCUCUCCCAGCUGUAGAAUAUUCCCAUGUUGGACAUGUUGCCCCAGUUGCUUAUUCUGCUCACGUACCUGCUGUUCAUGCUUGGUAAAGAGAGGACUGACGAAAAAGAUCCAUUAAUGUUAAAAUUGUGUAUAUUUAUUUGAACAAAUAAAAGAUAUAUAAAUUCGAA
Diabrotica virgifera virgifera (western corn rootworm) is the source of this 926-nucleotide messenger RNA. RefSeq names its product larval/pupal cuticle protein H1C-like. Lineage: Eukaryota; Metazoa; Arthropoda; Insecta; Coleoptera; Chrysomelidae. The coding region runs from base 63 to 845 and encodes 260 amino acids. The transcript has a single exon. The record is from RefSeq and is a predicted model, not a curated record.